AUGCGAGCCUCGUCCCAUUCAACCAGCCACGCUGCCGGCCACACUGCACUGCGAGCGUAUGGCGGUACCUCAGGUUUGGCGACAAACAGAAGUCGCUCGUACAACCUGGUCAACACCCACGUCCAGGCUGCAUGCACAGCUGCACCUCGCAACUCUGCUGGCAUCCCAACGGCCCAUCCAGACUGUGACCAAGCCGGUGAGGGCCGGGAUUCACAUGGCAAAUCUGAUCCGUCCAGGCUUCCAACCGGUGCACCGAAGGGCGAGUCGGAUCGCUCGCAUCGCCGCUUCUACAUGGCGCAGUACGAACGCAUCUACACGUACCGAACCAACCGAGCCGCUGCUGCACGCCACAACGCCACCAUCGGCCUCGUCGCCCUGCUCGCCCUCGUCGCCGUAGCUUCCGUCGUCUUCCUCUCGGUCACCGACUACGUCUACUGGCGCCAAGCACGCCCAAACAGCUUCCUCAACCAACUAGCCCCACAACCCAUCCGCAACGGCUCCUUGACAGGCAAAGGCAAAGGUGACACCAUGGCAUCGGUCGCAGGGUCCACGCUGGAUGAGUUCCUGGUGCAGGCCAAGCGCGAUGCAUUCGAGCACCUCAAGGCUGGCGCAGCCGCCAAGCAGAAGCUCACCCUCGUCAUGGGCAACGAGGCGGGCGAUCUCGACUCGGCAGCUUGUGCCAUCGGGCUCAGCUACCUGCUCUCCCGCUUCGGACCGCCGCAAGGCUACAAGCUCGGCGCGUCGUCGUACGUGCCCUUGAUACAAAGCAUGCAUUCGGACGACGUGCUGCGGCCCGAGAACACCGCCGCAUUCCGAGCAGCGGGCAUCGAUCCAGAGCACACCCUCUGCCUCGACGACAUCCAGCACACGCUCGGGCUUGCGCUCGACUCGGACGCAUUCGCACCCGCCGCCAACGUCGCGCUCGGCCUCGUGGAUCAUCCCUCGCUCACGGGGCCCUGGGGCGGCAGCGGCGCGUCGAACCGAGACGUCGAGAUCGUGCUGGAUCACCACGAGGAUGUAGGCGAUCACGCGGAUGCGCCGCUACGCAUCGUCAAGUCGCCCUCCAAACAGCCCGUCGGCAGCUGCAGCAGUAUGGUCGCCGACCUGUUUGCUGCGCACUUUGCACAGGCCAGCGCGACGGACGUGGCGAUGCACCAGGUGGCCGAUCUGCUCAUGAGCGCCAUCGUCAUCGAUACCGACAACCUCCGCGCCGCCCCACGCGGCAAGGCGACCCAGACCGACUUUGAUGCCGUCAAGACGCUCUUCCCGGCCUCGUCGUUUGGCAAUCCCGAGACGUCGCAGCGCAUCCGGGAAACGGCGCUGGCCUUCUCGCCGCUCAAGGACCAGGUGCACGGCGCGUCGGUGGAGCCCAUCCAGCCCGUCAGCCCGUCCGAGCACACCGACUCGGCGACGCAGAGCGCAAAGAUCAUCCUCGCGCCCUUCUGGAGCAUCCUCUCGCGCGCAAAGCAGGCAGUCGACCAUCUCGCCGGUCGCGAUCUGCUGCGCAGAGACUACAAGGAGCUCGACUUUGUCGGCGGCGCCGAAGAAUCGUCCUUGUCGCUCAAGCUCGGUUUUGCAUCCGUUCCCAUCAGCAUGGUCGAGUGGCUGCACAAGGACCGGCCCACCCCGCGCCUCGCCGAUGCGGCCGACCCGAAGCAGGAGGUGCGCGAUGCGUGGGCGGCGUGGUGGAAGGUGCUCGACGACUUUAUGGACGAGCGCAAGAUCGACAUUGCCGUCAUGACCGGCUCGUUCCGCGUGCCCGAGGGCGAGGUGGAUGCCGGAAAGCACAAGCGUGAACUUGUGCUGGCGUUUGCACCGCGCAGCUUGCGCGAGAGCCAGGCGUCGAUGCUGUGGCAAGAGCUGCGCCGCGGCCUCGAGACCGACGCGCAUGUGGCAGCUGACCAGGUCGACCGCCGCCUCAUGCUCGAAGAGCCCUGGAAGGGCCAGCGUCUGCCCGAAAGCGCAGGCGGCAAAAAGGAGAGGGUGCAGGGUGUCGACACCGACGGUCGCAGACUCGAGCUCGCCGCGCACGCACAGCCACGCUGGGCAAAGGUGUACAGACAGGCCAACGCGCGUGCCAACCGCAAGAUCGUGCUGCCCGCAGUGACCACGGUGCUCAAAGCGGCAGCGAGGAAGUUGGCAGUGCUCGCCAAGGCAGGCGUGCGCACUAGCGCGCUCGAACCGGCAUCGCGUGGGAACGUCAAGCUCGCCGCUCGUCGCUCAGCGUUCGGCGUGGGGGGCAAAGAGGGCGGGUGCCUUGCCACCAAGCUCGGCAUGCUGCAAGGAUGGAGCGACACAGGGAUGCUGAACAGGCAGCCGGAUUGGUGGAUAGCAGCCGAGUGUCGAGCCACGUUCAUGCGCUGUACCUUGACGUACAUCGCGUCCUGA
Moesziomyces antarcticus is the source of this 2388-nucleotide messenger RNA. RefSeq names its product DHH phosphoesterase. The record is from RefSeq and is a predicted model, not a curated record. Gene Ontology annotation, cellular component: cytoplasm. NCBI's taxonomy places the organism in Eukaryota, Fungi, Basidiomycota, Ustilaginomycetes, Ustilaginales, Ustilaginaceae. Gene Ontology annotation, molecular function: exopolyphosphatase activity. Bases 1 to 2388 code for a protein of 795 amino acids. The transcript has 4 exons.